This is a messenger RNA of Manis pentadactyla (Chinese pangolin), 8003 nucleotides long. It is a transcript of the gene CEP295, whose product is annotated as centrosomal protein 295. Gene Ontology annotation, biological process: regulation of centriole replication. Lineage: Eukaryota; Metazoa; Chordata; Mammalia; Pholidota; Manidae. The transcript has 28 exons. Gene Ontology annotation, cellular component: cytosol; centriole; centrosome. The record is from RefSeq and is a predicted model, not a curated record. Bases 282 to 7964 code for a protein of 2560 amino acids.
UGACGGGCCUCGGCCAUGGCUGCCCCGCAGGCGCACAAACGGCUCCUGGGAAGCUUCCCGGCGGCGGUCGCCAGGGUCCUCUGUGUCUGAGCAGCGGUUCCUGACCCCGGGCUCCUGGGUCUCCGGUGAGCAGUCCUGUUCCUAAGAAACAAGGGACUUUGGCUUAAGGACUCCCCAGAGAUCUUGGCUGAACCUUCCUGAGACUGCGUGACAGCCUUAAGAGGCUUCUCUUCAACAUUCCUUGCCUUCUCCACUGAGUGGAACCUUUAAAGUACACAGGAAUGAAAAGAAAGGUAGUGAAUGCUGGCAAGCUGAGAUUGAGUCCUAAUGAGGAAGCCUUCGUUUUAAAGGAAGAUUAUGAAAGAAGACGAAAACUAAGAUUGCUACAGGUUCGAGAACAAGAAAGGGGUAUCGCUUUACAGAUAAGAGAAGAUAUAAAACAGAGGAGAAAUCAGCAAUUCACUCGUUUGGCAGAGGAGCUAAGGACAGAAUGGGAAGAAUCACAAACCCAGAAAAUAAAGAACUUGGAAAAACUGUAUUUGGCAAGUUUAAGGACUAUGGGAGAGGGACAUCAACAAGCCAAAGAAAAUGAACCUGAUUUGAAUGCUCUGGCACAGCGGGCAGCAGAAAGAAAAAGAAAAGCAGAAAUGAGGCAUAAAGAGGCCCUGAAAGUACAGAAAAAUCGAAAAGAAACAUUAAUGAAACAAAAAACCUGGCAUAUAAAAGCUCGAAAGGAAGCACUGCUUGUGGAAAAAGAGAGAUCUGCCAAAGUUACAAGUCUGCCACCUCCUCCUCCAACUCUUUUUGAAAACAUUGAAGUAAAGAGAAUUACUAAUGUGGAAACUAGUAGCUCUACCUACCAUCAUCUUUACAGUUUUGUGAAUAGAGAGAUGGGCACAAAGCAGCCAGACCCUCAUUUGGCUGCUGAAGAAGAAGCUAAAAGAUUGGAAGAACUACAAAAACAAGCAGAGCAACAGAGAAUGCAACAGAGUGAAAAGGCACACGUGCGGGGUUCCCAAGCAAUGAAAAAGAUCCAUUUGGCUCAAAAUCAAGAGAAACUAAUGAAAGAACUCAAACAGCUACAACAAGAGGACCUGGCACGCAGGAGACAGACUGUAGCACGAAUGCCGCCACAGCUCCUUGAACCUCCGUACAGACGGAGUGAAAUGAAAGAAGAUUGGCAGAGAGAGCUGGAAUUUGCCUUUGAAGACAUGUACAAUGCAGACAGGAAGGUGAAAGGAAACCUGAUUUUGCACCUUGAACCAGAGCCUUUGCCCACGAUGACUGAUCAGAUCCAAGAUAAAGAACUGGACGUUUCAAUGGAACAAGAAAAUUUAGAGGAAACUGAAAACAUACCAGUGACAGAAGCCAAAAUGAUAUGUUCUAGUGAAGCAUACGUUCCUUUGGCAAUGAAGACCCACCAGGUCCCUUCAAAAAUUCUUUUUAAAAAAUUAUUAAACAAAAUCCGAAGCCAAAAAUCUCUCUGGACAAUUAAAUCCACAUCUGAGGAUGAAAGUGAAAUGAUUACAACUAUUAGUGAAACUGAGAGUAAAACACAAACAGUUGAAUCAGGAGCAACUGCUAGUGAAGAUAGAACAUUAUCGUCUGAGCAGGAACAAGUUGUUGAAAGUGAUAUACUAACAACAGUUGACUCUGGCCCACUUUCUAGUGAACCACGUUCAUGUGAUGCAGACUCUGUAAAGGAACAAGAAAUAAAUGAGACUCAAUCUCUCACAACUGUAGCUCAAAGUUCAGUUUUACUGCAUCCUCAAGAAGCAGCAGCCAGAAUUAGAAUGGCAGCAAGGCAGAGACAGGUAAUGGAAAUAGAAGAGCAGAAGCAAAAGCAGUUGGAAUUACUUGAACAAAUUGAACAACAGAAGUUAAGAUUAGAAGCUGAUUGCUUCAGGGCUCAGCUGAAAGAAGAAAAAAAGAAAGAAACUCAGCAGACUGGGGUUGGCACUGCUCCAGCAUCAUGCACUGUAAGUUCUGAUAAACAUGAUCAUAGGAAAAUGAUUCGUGACUAUCAACAUCAGCUUUUGCAGCAAAACAGAUUUCACAGACAGUCUGUUGAAACAGCCAGGAAACAAUUACUUGAUUAUCAGACUAUGUUAAAAGGAAAGUACUCAUCCAUGUCAGCUACAUCAUUGAUACCUGAUUCGGUUUUACCAAUACCAACACAGAAAUCUGAAAGACCCCCUGUUAGACUGGAACAUUGGGAUCAAGGUCAGAGACCCAAGCUGAAUCCUAACAAAUACCAACCUCUACAACCCAUGCAGAUUUCCGAAUUAGAACAAAAUUAUUUUCAGGUUCUGAAAAAAAAUCACUUUUCACGAAGACAGGUAGAAACAACAGAAGCAUUAAUCACUUCAGAUAUUUUAGCCAAGCAAUCUUUGGAAUCACAAGAACAGCUAAAGCAAUUCUCACAGACUAAAACACAACAGAGAGACUAUAAAUUGUUCCCUAAAGAUUCUCAUACACUUUCAGGAGCUUUGUCACAUGACAGACCACUAAUAUUACAGGAUGCUAGAGGAAUACCUGAAACAUCUAAGGCAGCAACUUCUCAAACUUUAGGCUCUCAGCAGAUGUUCUCAGAGAACAGAGAAAGCCUAUCUUCUAAGCGAACUGAACUUUCUUCACUUCUGCCACUGGCAGCUGAGCGUUCUUUUAAUUCUCUGCCUGCCAAAGUUGAGUCUGGAAAAAUACAGGAACCCUUUUCAGCCUUGAGCAAAAGUACAGUUUCUGUAAUCAGCCAAAUUCAGGAUAAGUCUCUGCCUUCCUCAGAGACUGUCACAGUCCAGCAGAGUAAUGUGAAGGCUCUCCAAGAGCAGUUAGACCUGCAGAAGGAGGUUCUUCGGUCAAAACAGGAAGCUCAGGAACAGUUGCUUUUGUGCAAACAGAAAGAAUCGGAAGGGCAAACAGGCCUCUCUCUAUUCCUUCCAUCGGUACUGCUGGAUUCAUUUGCUCUACUUCCUCAUGCAAAAAGUGAAUCAGGGAGAAUCCAGGACUCUUCUCCAACCACAAAUGAUUCUGCAGUUUCCUCAGGCCAUCCUGGGGUCCCACAACUUCAGGAUAGGCUUUUGAGUUUUUCACAGCCUAUCUUAGCACAGCAGGGUAAUUUAAAGUUGCUCCAAGAACAGUUAAAUAUUCAGAGGGACAACCUUCAGGCUAGGAUGGAAGCCCAGGAGGUAUUGUAUGUGCGUAAACAAAGUGAAUUGGAUGGAGGAGUAUUGUCUGAACAGACUGAUCCUCCUUCUCUCCCAUCUCAGGUGGCUAAGCAUACAUUUACUUCACUAUCUUCUGCUGGUACUCAAUCUGGAGAAAUCCAGGAGCAGUAUUUAUCUAAGAGGGAGACAGGAUUUCUCUCAAGCCAGUCUGAAAUCCCCAAAUCUCACACUGGACCUUCGAGUUUCCUACAGCAACUCCUACCUUUACAUGAUAGUUUGAAGUUGCUCCAAAAACAGCUGACUGCACAGAGGGAUGCUCUUCAGGCUAGGCACAAAGCCCAGGCAGAAUUACUUUUAUACAGACAAAGGGAUUUGGAGUACAGCAAGUCUGGGCAGAUGAGUUCUUCAUUCCCACCAGUGGUUGCUCAGUGUGCAGUUGCUUCACAAGCUUCUGCUAAAACCGAGCCUGGAAGAAUUCAGAACAUUUGUUUUUCUGAGAGGGAUCAUAUUAUUCCUUCAAGGCAUUCUGUGACCCCAACAUUACAGGAUGCGUCUCUCAGUUUGCCACCGCAUAGUCUGCCACAGCAAGAAAAGUUGGCAGUCCCAGAACAGUCACACAUAAAGAGGGUAAUGCUGGAUACUGAACAAGCAACUGAGGAAUUUGUACACAAACCAAGUGAGUUAGGAAAAAGAAUUUCUGAACAGACUGGUGUCUCUUUAUCCCUGUCCCAGGUAGCUGAAUCUGAAAGAUUCCAGGAAUUUAUGUCAGUCAAGAGUGACAGUACAGUUCCCUUAAGCCAUUUUAAGAUCCCAGAAUUUCAACAAAGAUUACUGAGAUUUUCACAACAUACACAACCUCAAGAUAAUUUGGAGAAACACCAAGAACGGCUAGACACAGAGGAGGAGACCCUUCCUUUUAGCAAGAAAACCCAAGGAGGUAUGUCUUCUGAACAAACUGGCCUCUCCUCCCUCAUACCUCAGUUAGGAAAGCUUUCACUUACUUCGUUGUCUUUUGCUGAAUCUAGUACAGCCCCAGGACCUCUUACAACAGAGAGCAAUAGUAAAAUUCCUGCAAGUCAUUUGAAGAUUCCACAAUUGCAGGAUAGGCUUUUGAGGAUAUCACAGCUUAUCCAGCCUCAACAAGAUAAUUUGAAAGUACUUCAAGAACAGUUAGCUACACAGAGGGAAGCUAUCGUUCAAUGUAGACGGGACGCUCAGGAGGAAUUACAUAAACAGAAGGAGUGGAGGGAAAGAGUAUCUUCUGAGCAGGUUGGUACCUCUUCCUUCUUACCCCUAGUUGUACAGCAUUCAUUUGCUUCAUUACCUCCUAGUGAAUCUGGAAGAAUCCAAGAACCUUGUUCAGCUAAGAGUGAUAAUACAGCUUCACUGGGUCAUUCUGAAAUACCAAGAUUGUCCGAUAGGCUUUUAGGUUUAUCACAGCCUAUUUUACCUCAACAAGAUCUGACUGCACUUCAACAAGAACACCUGAAUGCCCGGACAGAUUCCCUUCCCUGUCACGAGAAGACCCAGAAAGAAUUGGUUUUGCCAAGGCAACAUAGAUUGGAGGAACAGUUACCUUCUGAGCAUUUUGUCCAACUUUGCCAUAGUGAUUUGAAAGCACUGCAGCAGCAGUUAGACACGCAGUGGGAAGCCAUGGGCUUGAGACAGGAAGCCCAGGAGGAAGUGCUUCUGCAGAAGCUAAGUAAGUUGGAGAAAAGGGUAUCAUCUGAGCAGGUAAGCUCCUCUUCACCCUUAUCCCGGGUACCACUGCCUGUUGCUGACUCUGAAAGAAUCCCAAAGGCUUUUCCAACUGGAAGUAAUGGUACUAUUCCCUCAAGUCAUCCUGAGGUCCCCAGAUCACAGGAUGGGUGUUUGUGUUCAUCACAGCCUGUUCUGCCUCAGCAAGACCAUUUGACAACACAACUGGUCGUCCAGAGAGAAGCGACACAUUCUGCCGAAAAAGCCCAGGAAGAAUUGCUUUUGGACAAACAAAGUGAGUUGAUUGAAAGUAAAUCAGAUCAUGCUGUUUCCUUUUUGUCUUUUCUACCCAAAGAAACAGAACGUGCAUUUAUUUCACUACCUUUUGCUGAAGUUAAAUCUGAAAACACAUGUGAAUUAUAUUCAUCCAAGAGUGAACACACAGGUCCCUCAAGUGAUUCAGCUAUCCCAAGAUUUCAAGGUACACUUUUAAGUUUUUCACAACCUGUCUUAGCUCAGCAAGAUAAUGUGGGGCUUCAAAAGCAGUUGGAUCUACAAAAAGAGAUCCUGCAUUAUAGCCAAAAAGUCCAAGAAAAAUUGCUUGUGCAGAGACAAACAGAAUUACAGCAACAUAUCCGGAAACAUCAAGAGACUGUGAAGGACUUCUUUAAAGGCAGUCAGACAAAUAAGCCCACAGUUGAAAAUGAUUUCACCCAGAAGCACAGAGAGUGGCCUCCUCAUUUACAACACCUAGCGAGAAAUGAUCAGGAAAACAUCAGCCUUGCAGGUCGGAGCGACUCUGAUGAUGAUCCACUGCUUUCAGGAGAUAGUAGUGCCAAGCACAGUGGGGAGCAUCUGGACAAAGAACUGGGCAGGAGAUCCUCAAAGCCACCUGUGGCGAAAGUUAAAUGUGGAUUGGACUUGAACCAGCAUGAGCUUAGUGCUAUACAAGAGGUGGAAUCACCAGCAAGUGGCAAAAUUUCUUUACUAGGUAAACCAGAUUUUUAUCAAGACAGAGACCCCCUGAGGGUCUCAGUAAGCCGAGAACAAAGUUUCCUUGGAUGCCCACUGGACUGUGACCCAUUUGGUCAUGUUCACCCACUUGCCCAGGAGAACAUCAGUGGUGCUGACUCUGAAGCAGCAGUUAAGGUCAAGGAAGUUGUGGUUGAGAAUCAUGCAGGAUUAAGUUACGCUGUGGAGGAAGAACAACAUACAUAUCCAGAUCCAACUGUGGAGCCAGAUAAUGUUGAAACACAAGAGAUUUAUCAUGAGCCAUUAUCUUCAGUAACUGUUUCUACUGGGAGCUUAAGUUAUGAAAACACAGAUGUGAGCCUUACAAAUCCAGAUGACCUUGACUUUCCAGAAUUGGAAGAUACUUUUCCCAAUUUGCACCGUCACCUGUUUAAACCAUUAGAACCACAUCCAGACUUUGAUACAUCUUCAUCUUCUGGGAUUCAAGACAGCAGAGCCUUUUACCAGAGCCCAGAUUCUUCAUGUGAAAAUCACUGUGCUCCAGUGCCAUCCAAAAGUACGGUUUCUUUCACAUCACUGCAAACCAGCCUUUCUUCACUUUACACUGGAUUGACCCAGCCACUUGACCCUCACUUCGCUGACGCUAUAGCUCUGAGUUUUGCUACAGAAAAUUUUGAGGGAUCUGAACAAUCUUUUCAACAACUUCUGCCAGAAUUUUCUUCACAGGAGAGCCAGCAUACUGAUCUACCAAGUAUUUUUAGCAUUGAAGCAAGAGAUCCUUCCCAAGGCAUGGAAAAUCACAACUACUCUGAACAGAUUGAAAUAUUACAAAAUAAAAAAAUUGCUCAUUUUCAGCUCUCCAUAGGAAAUUUGCAAAGUUCAGUCUUCAGUUCAUCUGAUGAGGCUAAUGUAUUUCAUCCAGUAAAUCUACAAUAUAGCACUCCAUGUGGUUCUGCCUCCAGUGAGAUCUCAAUAAAAGACCAACUAGAAGGCAAAAAAGAAAGACUGGGCUUUGAAGAAUUAACGGAAAGUGGGAUUGAUGCAUUACAUCAAGGAUUCAAUGAGGAUUAUAAAAAUGAAUCCUGUGGUGUUUCAAAUAUAAAUCCACAUGCUGAAGAAACUGACUCCCGAUUAUGUGUAAGAACAGUGGAAUGUUCUCAGAAUGAAAAUUUUGAGGAUUCAGCUAAAGCAGAAACUCCGAAAAUCACAGGAAACCUAUCUCAACUAGCACAAUCAGAGGUCUUUCUAAAUUCUCGAUCACUUUCGUUACAGAGUUGUAUUCCAGUCUGGGAGACAGAAUCUGGCCAUGGUAUAAUGGAAGAACCAGAACUUACAUUAGUAAGCACCAGUGAUAUCAGUAUAGCUGAAACCGAUUUUGCUAACUUAACCCUAGAAGAAAAGGGACAGUAUGAACCAAGUAACUGUAUUCAGGUGAGUGAAUUUCUACCUCUUGCAUCAGAAACAGAAACCUCAGACUAUCCAGGUGUACCAGAACACUCUAUGGAGAAGACCAUGUCUGCAGAAACCCUUCCAAAGCCUACAGCUAUCCCAGAGAGCUUACAAGAAGCAUUUGUAAAGAGGAAAAAAAAGUUUAUUGAGAGAUCCUCCCAGAGACAAGAAGAAAUAAAGAAGAAAACUCGUAUCUCUGAAAAGUCUCCAAUCAAAAUAGUUACGGAGAAACUUUCUAUAGGUUCACCUGUGAGUUGCCUAAAGGUUAUGAAUAAAGUUAGGGUGCCACUUCCUGAAGACAGACAGACUGCGCAAGCCUUCACGCACCACAGGGCUCUAAGGUACCAUGUGUGUGCAUGUGUGUUUAUGUUCACAGUUCUUAAGUCACGCCUUUUAAUUCCAUAUAUAUUUCUUACAUUGUACAGAGUAUACAAUGAAUCAGUUGAAAAACAGCAAAAGGAAGAGAAUGCUAAAAAGCAUGAUGUGGGUGCCCAAAGUAGAGCAAGGGCAAAAGAAUUCCGUAAGGUGAGCAGGACCUCUAGUUUCAUGUGUAAGGUACACCAUUUAACUGGAACUCUAAGUUUUUCUUCUAUUCCCUCCACAGAAAACACUAGAGAAACUUCGAGCCAAAUAUACACAGUGACUUUCUAUGAAAACUGUAGAGUUGUUUUUAUUAUGUAACAUAGGCCACAUAAGUCAAUAAAUUUUUUAAGAACUUAA